This is a messenger RNA of Aquila chrysaetos chrysaetos, 3854 nucleotides long. RefSeq names its product MAPK activated protein kinase 3 (gene MAPKAPK3). The record is from RefSeq and is a predicted model, not a curated record. Gene Ontology annotation, molecular function: calcium/calmodulin-dependent protein kinase activity; ATP binding; mitogen-activated protein kinase binding. The transcript has 11 exons. NCBI's taxonomy places the organism in Eukaryota, Metazoa, Chordata, Aves, Accipitriformes, Accipitridae. Gene Ontology annotation, biological process: toll-like receptor signaling pathway; peptidyl-serine phosphorylation; protein autophosphorylation. Gene Ontology annotation, cellular component: cytoplasm; nucleus. The coding region runs from base 1037 to 2200 and encodes 387 amino acids.
UGGAUUUACCUUCACUAUAAGCUUGUACAUGAAAGACUGAAAGAAAGUUGCCCCUCUGGCUGCUGCAUGGCCACAAGGCCAUCUCUGACACUUGCCCUGUGUUGUAAUGUAAGGAAUAGCAUGCGACCGAACAAACAUUAACAAUAAUACGCCUCUAUUCCUUGUUUAGACAGGCCAUCUCGUUAUUUGAGUAGGGCACACCAGUUUCUGUAAUCAAGAACACACAAGAGGGCGAUGAACUUACCGUUGUGGUUUUGAUUUCCCAACCUGGUGUGGAGCAAUGGAGGAGUCUCCAGGGUGUGGGUGAGCUGUGCCAUGGAUGCGGGGACAUCUGAGCUGGCUCCAUGAGAAGAAGAAUGUGCAGGAAAGCAAUGGGCUUCAUUUCAGGCUACAAAAAAAUACCUUGGUGUUACUGUAAGGAACUCACUGUAUUUGUUCUCCCUAGGCUUGCUGGCAUGUGGUGACCUAGAAGAUUAUUGCAGUGUGGCAUCUGUUAGGAACUUUUCUGCUUCUACCAAAUGCUGUGUUUCUGCAGAAAUUGUAUUCCCGAGUGGCCUGGAAGGCCACCCCAGGACUAUCAGAUAAUGUUGCCAUACCCAUUAGUUGCAGGAUCUCUUUCAAUGAAAGAAAGAGAUUAAUUUCUUGCGCUCCACUGCAGCAUAAAAUGAAGCACCAUCUUCUGUAGACAGAUUGGAAGAUUUAUAAUGCUUUUGAUUUAUGAUACUUCUAUGAAAAACCCUGUCUUUUUUUUUCUCUCUGCUGAAACGGAAAUGUCCAACCGGUAUCUCUCUGACUUCCUCUGUAAAUAAGCCGUGUCCCAGACCUCCUUGUGCUCUAAGAUCCCCAGACAGCAACCCUUAAGUGGAGGAGGAGGGAUGGAGCCUCCCAAAACCUUCCCAAUGACCAAGACAAGGACUAAAUGGCGAGCAAAUGGACUGUUUGAAGCAGUGGGUUUGAUCACCUAAGAGGAGGGACUCUGAGGAUACCCCACAGGGAAUCUGUUGGGUAUUUCUGUCAUCUCAGACUCUUCCCUGAUAUGGAACAAAGUGAAGGUGAACAGGAGUCCCAGCCAGAGAGUCACGUGGAAAGCAAGAGCAGUGUGAAAUCCUUGCCUGGGGGAGCGGCCCAUGUCAAACUGGAGAUAAAAAAACAUGCAGUUACCGAUGACUACAAACUCUCCAAACGGGUGCUAGGGUUAGGAAUCAAUGGCAAAGUACUGGAGUGUUUCAACAAGGAGACAGGCCAAAAAUGUGCUUUGAAGCUCCUGUAUGACAACCCAAAAGCCCGUCAGGAAGUAGAGUAUCAUUGGCGAGCAUCAGGGUGUCCCCACAUUGUCCAUGUCCUGGAUGUUUAUGAGAAUAUACACCAUGGAAAGAGAUGCCUCCUCAUUGUCAUGGAAUGCAUGGAGGGAGGAGAGCUGUUUAGCAGGAUCCAGGAGAGAGGAGAUCAAGCUUUCACUGAGAGAGAGGCCUCUGAAAUAAUGAGAGACAUCGGAACAGCCAUCCAGUAUCUGCAUUCAAUGAACAUUGCCCACAGAGAUGUCAAGCCUGAAAACUUGCUUUACACAUCUAAAGAGAAGGAUACUGUACUCAAACUCACAGACUUCGGCUUUGCCAAAGAAACCAGUGUACAAAAUGCGCUGCAGACCCCCUGUUACACUCCUUAUUACGUGGCCCCAGAAGUCCUUGGUCCUGAGAAGUAUGACAAAUCAUGUGACAUGUGGUCGUUGGGCGUCAUCACAUAUAUUCUCCUGUGUGGGUUCCCUCCAUUCUACUCAAACACUGGUCAAGCCAUUUCUCCAGGGAUGAAGAGAAGAAUUCGGAUGGGGCAAUACGGGUUUCCCAAUCCAGAGUGGGCUGAAGUAUCAGAGGAAGCCAAACAACUGAUUCGCCAUUUACUGAAGACUGACCCAACAGAGAGGAUGACAGUUUCUCAAUUUAUGAAUCACCCUUGGAUUAAUAGAUCAAUGGCAGUGCCACCAACUCCUCUUCAUACUGCACGAGUCCUUCAAGAGGAUAAAGACCACUGGGAUGAAGUUAAAGAGGAGAUGACCAGUGCUUUGGCAACCAUGAGGGUGGACUAUGAUCAGGUGAAAAUCAAAGACUUGAAAACAUCCAACAACCGCCUCCUGAAUAAACGCCGUAAGAAGCAGAAGCAGGCAGCCACCUCUUCUGCUGCCCCAGGGUGCAAUAACCAAUGAGAAGAGAAGCCAAGGACCUGUGGGUGGAGGGUAAAAGUUAAAAGGAACAAUUUAAAAUCAGUAUGAAUAACUCGGUCCAUACCACAAAGGCAAUGAGACUGUGAAGAAGCUAUCCUGCAAAGAGGGAGCAGUGUGAAAGAUUACAUUUUUAUAACUUGAAUCAGGGCUUUGCUUUUAAAGACUAAUGUAUAUGACAUGAUUCUGUUGCAUAUUGCUAGGGAAGGUACAGUAAUAUGAGAAAUGUUACGGGUUUUUGUUUUGGCUUUAACUGUAGCGGACGAGAGGAGAGAACAGGAGGCAGCCUCAGCAUACUAAUGCACUGAGGCUUUAACAGCCAUCUACAAGAGUAACUUCUGCUAUGGUUUUAAACUUGGGAAUAGAAAAAAUGCCAAGUGUUCUGCUAGGAGUGUUUUAGUAGUUCAAACAUGAGUACUGAGAAAGGAGAAAAAUGUCACUGUUCUUUAUAUGAGUAGCACAGGUGCAGUUCUAUUAUGGAUGCAUCUGGACAGCAUUUCAUGUUAGAAUUGAUAAUAGUCAAUAUUUCCAAACUUACCUCCUAUAGUUACAGAAUAUCACCUAAAUAGUAGAGUUAUUCCUGUUACAGGAAAAAGCAUCCACACAUUUCCAUUUUCAUAAAGUCUUCAUGUAGUCUCCUGUGAAGAUUUGAGUUUGUCAUGGAUUCUCAUUUGGUAACAUGUAAGUUUUCUAAACUGUAACCAUUAUGUCGUGUCUAUGCCACUGUCAGAUCCCUCUCUUGUAAUGUUUUUAAUUUAAACAGUACUUUUAUGUGAAGGGUUUUAAUAAGGAUUUAAUUAGUUGAAAGUAUCCUGCAGAGAAUAUUGCUGUUCCUCUUGGAUCCACAGCCUCUAGGGCAUGCAACUGGACAUGCAAUUGUUUACAAGAGACUGCUCUAGAAGAGAGACUUCUGAAAUUCAGGACGAAGUGGCAAGUGCAUGUUCUCUGAAUGGACCCUGGUGUCUGCCGGCAUCCCUUCUGGUAAUUAUCUCCAGAUCCCGUGCCUAAGAUGUGCUGACCGUAGCAAAUUUUGGGGUGCUGGGGUUGGUUUGUUUCCUGGGGUCAGGGAGGGGGAGGAUGCGACUUUAUUUGCAGUGUUUUGUCAGUGUUUCUGGAUCCAAAGAUUUUCGCCACCUAAGGGAGAUUACCUAUAAGUAUAUCCACCCAUUGUUUUUUUCCUAUUCUAAUUCAUGUUUUAUGGGAUCCUAGCCUUGGUUUGCUAAUUUGUUUUAUUUUGUGAUCAAAAUAUUUCCUCUCGCUGUAUUUUGGGAUUUUUUUUAGUUGAAGUGAAGCAAAUAUUUGUGAAAGUAUUACCAGAGUCUAGGAUGAAAAUUAUGUGCUUCCAGUGAUGCAGGCAAAAACUACUUUGUGGUAGGCACACAGAGUACUGGUGUGUUAAUGGGCUCAGAAGAAUGUUAAAAGACAAAAAGGAAAACAGGGCUCCAGAAAGGAUCCGAAUCGUUAGAUCUGACUGCCACAUAGAUCUUGUUACCUCCAAAAAAGAUCAUCUUGAGGCUUUGGACCUUGACUGGGGAGCCCUGUUUCCAUCUUCAAAGUGUUGGAUGAGACCUCCAUUCUUCUUUGUGAACUGGUCCUAGGGUUUUAUAAACUGAUUUUAAUAAAUUGUGUUAUAACAUUC